GUUGAUGAAGAAAGGCUAUGGUGGAAUGAUAUCAGUGGAAUUUGAUGGAGCAGAAUACCUUGUCAUCAUAGGAGGGAUUGGUUCUACACCAACUGUUUACCAUCCUCAGUUUCAAUAUGAUCAACUUAAGAAUGGUUGUGUUCGUACUAAUGAACAGUUACUUUAUAAUGUGUCCACUGGACAAUUUACUGUUCCAUCUGUCAGUGGACAGUGUUGUCCACCAACUGAUUCUUUCAUAAUUGAGAAGAUUACUACUACCGGUAACAGAGGAGUAAUGUUUGGUGGACAGGUGACUGUUAAUGGUGAUGGGACUACAGCUACUAACAGUGUUUACAUAUUCAGUGUGACACAUAGUAUAAUAAACUGGGAGAUACUGAAACCAGGAGCAAUACCUAAUGAGGGACUGUGGCCUAUGGAGAGAGACCAUCAUGCUAGUGCUAUUAUCAAUGGUGACUCUACCUCACCUACACUAGUAGUGAUUGGUGGACUGGAUAAGAGAGGUCAACUAGUUAAUGAAUGGACAGACAGUCUGGCCUUGAGAACCAGAAAUGGCGGGUUAAAGAUCAUUUAUGGGGCCUCAACUCUCCCCGCACUGUCUGAGCCUCACUCAGCUAUUGGUUUAACUGAUAAGGUGUUUGUGUAA
This is a messenger RNA of Amphimedon queenslandica, 643 nucleotides long. RefSeq lists its product as uncharacterized. The coding region runs from base 5 to 643 and encodes 212 amino acids. Gene Ontology annotation, molecular function: protein binding. The transcript is spliced from 4 exons. NCBI's taxonomy places the organism in Eukaryota, Metazoa, Porifera, Demospongiae, Haplosclerida, Niphatidae. The record is from RefSeq and is a predicted model, not a curated record.